Messenger RNA from Clupea harengus (Atlantic herring), 2036 nucleotides. RefSeq names its product dynein axonemal assembly factor 2 (gene dnaaf2). NCBI's taxonomy places the organism in Eukaryota, Metazoa, Chordata, Actinopteri, Clupeiformes, Clupeidae. The record is from RefSeq and is a predicted model, not a curated record. Gene Ontology annotation, biological process: axonemal dynein complex assembly; cilium-dependent cell motility; epithelial cilium movement involved in extracellular fluid movement. Gene Ontology annotation, cellular component: cytoplasm.
UGCCUAGCUUGACCAGUUACUUUGGUGGUGGUUGAAAUACCCACAUAAAAACAGAAAACAUAAUCUUAUAACUUAAGUACCUGGUAACCGACCUAUUGUGGUGUUCGAUUUUUUUGUUCGCGUUUUAUUAAUUUGAUCUUGCUUGUAGAGACUUAAGCCUAGGCCAACGACAGCUAGCUAGCUAGCAUUUCCUUACCACAAUGGAAUUUGGCUCUAAACUUGAAGACAUGAAUCUGACAUCAGACGAAAUGAGCCGUCUGGGCAAAGCUUUGAAGGAUGAAACUUUUCGAAAACUGUUACAUGACUACGCAGAGGAAAUUUCAAAUCCAGAAAACAAGAAAAGAUACGAGGAGGAAAUAAAACAGUUGGAGCAGGAGCGGGGCAUGGACGUUCAGUUCAUCCAUCCGAAGCCUUUUCGUGUCCUUAAAACCAGCGACGGUAAGCAGAAGUGCUUCAUCAACAUCUGUUCAAAUGAGUUAAUCAGAACCGCAGAGUGUAAACCCGGCGGCGGUGAGGAUGGAAGAAGAGGUCUGCACUGGUCACUUCCAUACAGUCUAGCACCAGGAAGACCCGAUGUGGAUUCGAAUGGAAACAAGCACAUGCUAUAUGAUGUCGUUUUUCAUCCCGACACACUCCACAUGACAAGUAGAAAUGCGAGAUUCAUGGAACUUGUCGACAAUACGGCGAUGGAUGGGAUACAAGAGUCUUUCAAGGUCAAGCUGGACAGAAAGAACACGAAAAUUCUGAAGACAAAAUACAAAGGUGUGCCACAUGCAGCUGUGAUACGGAGGGCAACAUCUGGACUACCAAGAAAACAAAAUGAUACGGAUAAAAACGAUCCCCUCGCAUUCCCUUACCCGUAUGACAAAGCCGAGACUUCAUCAACAUUAAGCAAUGUUAAAAGGAACUCGUCUGGUGAUCAGUCAACACAAACUAAACCUACUAAAGCCGUAGAAACUUGCAGUUCAGAGAAGCAACCCACAGAACCGCAUUACACUGUAAAAUACAGGUCAGUCGUUGAUUUACAAGACUACAGGUGCUCUAGAGACUCUGCACCCAGUCCACGUCCCAGAGAAAUAGUUAUUGCCAUUGAUCUGCCAUUGCUCAAAUCUGCGGCAGAUGCUGAUUUGGAUGUAACAGAAAAACAGAUUGUUUUGAAAUCCAGUAAACCUGCAUAUAUGCUAGAACUAGACUUGGCCUACCCUGUGGAUGAAAACAAAGGACAGGCCAAGUUCAAUAAGCAAAAGAAACAGCUGGUUGUCACCUUGCCUGUUCUGCCACUUAAAGAGCCUCUGCUGACAGCAGAGAGUCCUGAACUUGUUGGUGACACCGAGGAACAGCUAAAUGGGCCAAGCGCUGAAGAAGAGCGAGAGAAAACUAGUACAACUGAAAAUAGCCUACAGACACACGAGCACACAUGUGUUGAAGCUGAUGCUGAACAGCCUGGCUUAGAUGUUCAGUGUGUAGACAAUGUAAAUGUUCCAGACUGCAGCAGGCUGCCAGAGCUAAGGCUGCAUGUGCAAGAAUGGCGUUCAUCUUCCGCAGAUGUCCAAGAGGAUACCCCACUGUCACCUGACCUUACUAGUGCUGAAUAUUUCACAGAUAAUACUGAAGAGGAGUCAGUACACGAAACAAGAACCACAAAGGAGGAGGUGGAAACAUUCAUAGCUGCUACAGCGACCUCAUUAGUAGAGGACACACUGGAAAAGAUCCCUGACAAUGAAGAAGAAACACAGAGUACAAACGAGUCCACCAUGGAAGAUGAGGAACAAGAGGACUCAUGUUCACAGGUGGACAUGCUAACCUAUGUACAGGCCAAAAAGACAGUACGAUUCAGCGAAAUGGUUUCUGUAGCAGAAGAAGAGGAUGAGGAUGACUUGCCUGAAGAGCAGAGCUGCAACAGCACUAGACCAAAGCAGCCAUCAGCAGUUCUGCGAGAGAUAAACCCAGAAGACGGGACUGAGGUGAUCAUCAGCGAUCACACAACAUCCUCUGCUUUUGUGUUUCAGAACUCCCUUCUGUAUGAGCUGGACUGA